Dendrobium catenatum is the source of this 579-nucleotide messenger RNA. RefSeq lists its product as uncharacterized. The record is from RefSeq and is a predicted model, not a curated record. Bases 1 to 579 code for a protein of 192 amino acids. NCBI's taxonomy places the organism in Eukaryota, Viridiplantae, Streptophyta, Magnoliopsida, Asparagales, Orchidaceae. The transcript has 2 exons.
AUGAACCAUCUCAAUGCCAUUCAAAGGGUGAAGGAUAAAAUUUUAGAGCUUGUGGCUAUUAAUUUUCUUACUGUUAUGAAUUUUAAAAUCUGUUAUGAUGUUAGCACCACUUUAGGGAUUAAUUGGGAGAGAACUCCUUCUACUAUUAAUGUUAUCUAUUGGAUAAAGCCUCCUCCUAAUUUUUAUAAACUGAAUGUUGAUGGUGUUCUUUCUGAGUCUUUGGCUGGUUAUGGUGGUCUCAUUCGAGACAGCAGUGGUCAUCUUACUGUGGCCUUUGCGGGGUCGGUUCCUAAUGGUAAUGCUGAUACUACUCUUCUUGCAUCUAUUCUUUAUGAUGGGGAGGAUGUGUGUUGCAACCCAAAUCUUUCUUAUAAUGUUAGGGAAAUUAAAAGGCUAUUGUUGUUUAUGAAUUCGUCUUUCUACCAUGCUAGAAAGGGUGGUAACUCUUGUGCCUCUUGGCUUGCUAACUGGGUUUGUAGGCUUAGCUAUUUUACUGAUGUCAUUCAACCUUCUAUUCCUGAACCCUUUAAUGGAUUGCUUUACCAUGAUGCUUGCGGGGUUCUUUAUGUUGUUCCUUAA